Messenger RNA from Maniola jurtina (meadow brown), 3159 nucleotides. RefSeq lists its product as uncharacterized. Lineage: Eukaryota; Metazoa; Arthropoda; Insecta; Lepidoptera; Nymphalidae. The record is from RefSeq and is a predicted model, not a curated record. The transcript has a single exon. Bases 1 to 3159 code for a protein of 1052 amino acids.
AUGAAUUCGCUAAUACUUGUUCAAGAAGAUCGUUUUGAAAACUUAAUGAAGGCUGAUAAAAAUUACAAAAAGACACCUAAAGAGAGAUUAACUAAGGGUUAUACUGAAUCUAGAUUAGAGUCCUUAGAAACAUUGUGGAGCGAAUUUAAGUUGGAUCAUCGACAGAUAGUGGCGCAGGCUACUAAAGACACAAGAAAAGAUUUAGCAUAUUUUACAGAAGAUUUAUAUGAGCAAUUUGAAGAACUUUACACUACCUACAAAUCAACGUUAAAAAAUAAACUCGAGCAAUUUAAGCCUACAAAACACACUGAAACUGUUUCAAUAUCUAACUCUGGAUCAUGUUCAGCGCGUGAUGAAGUACAUUUACCUUUGAUCAAACUACCCUCAUUUAGUGGAAAAUAUAAUGAAUGGCAAUCUUUUCAUGAUUUAUUUGAUAGUUUAAUUCACAACAACAGCAAGUUAAAGAGUGUUCAAAAACUUCAUUACUUGAAGAGUUGCUUAAGUGGAGAACCUGAAGUUUUAUUGCGCGACUUAACUAUUACUGAUGCAAACUAUGAGGAGGCGUGGUUGCUAUUAAAAAGGCGAUACGACAACAAGAGAUUCAAUUGCAACGCUGUUCUUAAAUCAUUAUUUUCCAUUAAACAAACGAGUCAUGAGUCGGCUAGUGCACUUAAACUUAUUCUUGAUACAACAUUGAGCUGUCUGAAACAAUUGAAGAACUUGGGUAUUGAUGUCACAUCUUGGGAUUCAAUUUUGAUAUACUUAGUGGUUUCUAAAUUAGAUAUUGAAUCUCAUAAGCAGUGGGAAAUCCAAAUGAGCCAUUUAGCACCUGAUGGAAUGCCCACGUGGAGUCAACUUGCUGAGUUUUUAGAAGCUAGAUUCCGAGCGCUAGAAAUGAUUGAUACUGAUAAGGCCAAACAUCCAGUUCAGAGUAACCACGCAUCAAAACCCAAAUCAUUUCAUACCACACUUGAUAAUCAGAAUAAGAAAGAGCCAGUUUGUGCACUAUGCGAAGAAAAUCAUCACCUUUACGCUUGUAAGAAAUUUGGUGUGCAACAACCAAAGGAAAGACAAGACUUCGUACAAGCCAAGGGACUUUGUUUUAACUGCUUGGCUCCAUUUCAUUCAGUGAAAAAUUGUAGGCUGGCAAAAUCUUGUCAAAAAUGCGGGCGAAAACACCACACAUUAUUGCACUUCAACAAAGAGGCCAGAGACCAAGAAGGUUUUCUGAGUACUACUGAGAACUUACACCUUGACACUAACAAUUCUGAGAAACAUGCGCAAUCAUCAACUUCGUUGGGAACUGAGACGAGAAUCAUAUCUAACUUUGCGAAAGAGAAACUACAACCUAACGAAGUCCUACUGGCCACCGCGCUUGUUAAAACUAGAGCAAAGAACGGCUGUGAGCACCACAUUAGAGCUCUUUUAGAUCAGGGCUCACAGGCGUCAUUCAUCACGGAAGCUACAAUUCAACUGCUUGGACUUAAGCGCUCACCGGUCAAUGCGUGGGUGUCAGGUCUAGGGCCUGGUGGAACGAGAGUUAAGUACAUGGUUUCUCUCCAUGUCGAAUCACGCCAGAACCCAGAAAAAUCAAUCCAAGUAGAUGCAUAUGUGCUGAGAUCAUUUUCGUGGGUACUUCCGUCGAGUAAUCUUACAUCACCUGACUGUCUAGAAUUUGGAGAUUUAGUUCUAGCUGAUCCAGGCUACGCAACUUCAAGUAAAAUUGAUCUUUUGCUUGGAGCUGAAGUGUACAGUAAAAUAUUAACUGAGGGCAUGAUCAAACAUCCAAAAGGUAACUUAAUUGCACAAAAUACCAUUUUUGGAUGGAAAAUAUCAGGAGAAGUGUCGAAUGAUACAAAUGCACACAGUAAAAGAGUAGUUAGCAUGCACCUCAAAAUAAGAGUAGAAAACAAACGUAAACAAUUUCCGAAGAUUGGGACAGAACUUAAUAAUAAUUAUCACAAGAAUCUAAUUAGAGAAGAAAUUAAAUCAGGAAACUUAUCAACGGCUAUGAGUGCUAACGAUGGGCGGUACGUUGUACUGCCGUUAGAGAAAGAAACACCUGAUUGUGAAGAAAAACAGUUCAAGGCUUUAAAGAGAUCUCAUUCUAUAGAAAUUAAACUAAAGAAAAAUUCUAAUUACUAUGAAGAAGAUCCGAAAAUUCAGGAAGAAGAUAUCACUUUAAAUUCAAAUAUAGAACUCAUAGAAAAUAAUAAAGAGACAAAAGAUUCUGCAGCAGAUAUUGUCCAUCAACACGCUGAAAUAAGGGAAGACAAAAUGUACGAUCAAGGGAAAGUACAUGAAAAAGAUACAAAAUAUCAGCGUUUACUUUGGAAACAUAAUUCUUUUCAGCCAGUUCAGCACUACAAAUUACUAACUUCAAAAUUUGCAACAGUUUGUGAACCUUAUCUAGAUAAAAGGUAUUCGGAACAAAUAACUAAAGAUGAAGAACAUAAUUUUGCAAUCGCUGUAGAAAAGGGUUUGGAAAUUAAAUUUAACGUUGACAACCUUGUGGCUACUCAUGGAUCUAGAGAAGAAGCUGUAGAAGGAGUUAUUUACAUAGAAAUGAAUAAGCUAUUAAGAGUAUUAGAAAAUCACUUCCAAAAGUUACAUGCAGUAAAUUUAGAAUGGGAUGAUACAAUAAUAAUGAAAGAGCAAGUUAGAAUGAAGAAUUUUAAGAUUCAGAGAAAAAUUCAACUGAUAGAUAGUUUUAGCCGAGAACUGCAUGCUUCAAAUGAUACAUCUAAAUCAGCUCAUACCACUGGAGAUCAAAUUCACAUGAGACCGAUUACCGCCAACAUAAAGGUUACAUCAAUACAAAAGAAAGUAACUACUGUAAGAUUAAAACUUUGUGAUAGAUUUCUAAUUGCAAAAUUAAUAUACGAGUUGGUCCGAAUUUUAAACAUAUUGAAAGGUUAUGAUCUUCACGCUUGGAGUGACUUGGCUGUGAUAUUAACAUGGCUGAAAAGUUUGCCAAAUUAUUACACGAAUUUCAUAAACAGCCGAGUCAUCGACACAAUUGAAUACAAACAACGGACGAAAGUUCGUAUAAUUUAUCCUAACAAACCAGACUUCUCCACACACAGAGCAGAGAAAACAUCCAAGACUUUAACUGAAGCUGAAACGAGAAAAGAAACUUAUUUAUUUAUAUUAUUAUAG